Molecule: messenger RNA, 894 nt
Organism: Exserohilum turcica Et28A
Lineage: Eukaryota; Fungi; Ascomycota; Dothideomycetes; Pleosporales; Pleosporaceae
Exons: 1
Coding region: 1-894 (297 amino acids)
Source: RefSeq, a predicted model, not a curated record
AUGGCACUUGCAACAAUGCUGCCGCUAUUGCUAUUGCCAUUGCUCCUCACGCUUCACCCAUCCGUUCGUUCUCUUACCGCCACAAAAAAUAACGCUUCUUCUUCUUCUGCUUCUUUUUCUGCUUUUCAUGGCCAGCCUGCUCGUGCACUCAACAUGGAAUUGCUUUGCGGGCGAUCAGUUGCGGUCUGUCGCCUGCCAGCCCUCUACAAAAUGUGCUUUUUCGCUUCCUCUCCAAUGCACCCAGCUCUCGCUCCUCUCACCGUCUUCUGCACACGCCAGCCCGCUUUGGGCCAUUGGCUGGCGGCCUCUGCGACUAAUGCCUCCAAUGUACCGUUCCCUCACCGCGUAAUGGCGACGCCAGCAGCCCGCCGCCUGCCUACAAGCCGUGCCGCGAGCCAUGUUGACAAGAGCCCGCCGCGCCCAACAAGCCAUGUCGCUACAGAGGCGUUAGUUCCGCGACAAUGGCUACCUGAAGUCGCCCAUCAAGUCGGAAAGAUCGGCGUGCGAUUACGCAUGUUGGACAGCAGAGUUCCAAUUGGGAGACACCAAGUGUUUCCUGUCACGGCAGCCAACCCCAAUCUGGCCUACCCCACGCCAGCCCUAAGGAUCCCAUCGCUACAGGAAAACCUAGGCUCGAGCCAGAUGAUCGGCCGAACCACGUCCACGUCUGCUCUGCCAUUCGCUUCUGGCCCGCCCUGCGCGCCACUGCCAAAGGGCUGCCUGGCCCGACCAGCAAAUGGUACUCGCUGCGGAAAUUAUCCCCCUGCCCUCUGCCCUGCCCUGCCCUGCCCUGCCUCCACGCUCGACCGUCGCACACUUGCAUCCCCAUGCCCGCCCGCGGCUGCUAAGAAUGGUAUGCGAAAAUACUUCCAGAAACACGCUACAAUCUAUUGA